This is a messenger RNA of Suillus subalutaceus, 633 nucleotides long. RefSeq lists its product as uncharacterized. The record is from RefSeq and is a predicted model, not a curated record. The transcript has 6 exons. The coding region runs from base 1 to 633 and encodes 210 amino acids. NCBI's taxonomy places the organism in Eukaryota, Fungi, Basidiomycota, Agaricomycetes, Boletales, Suillaceae.
AUGUGCCCCAACAUUCUGUCCUUCAUUUACGUUUUAUACGUACUCCACAUUUCGUGCGCCGCCCGCGUCAUUGUUAAAGACACAGGUACGAAUUAUGUUCCAGCUCAGCUGAAUGUUGAUAACCUGUAUAAAGAAGUUGCCCCAGGGAAUGGCUGGUGUGGAUCUUCAGAUGUCGCUCGCAGCUAUUAUCUGAUCCCUGUGAUAGUUCCCGCUGCCGACAUUCAGGAUGCGUUCAUCAGGAAGUAUCACCUAGUCGAGGUAGAUAAAAACGCUCGACUUGUUCUUGAGCUACCAUUUCUGCUUACUACAGCAGGCAAUAACAGGGCAAAUGAACCUGAAUCGACGCCCGCUGUUUCUUUUUGGAAGACGAAGGGAAUGGCUUCAAAGCUGUCGGCUAUUCAACGUGUUGAGGAACCUGCACCUACAAGGUUCUCGCAGCAGGCUGGCUUCGGAAAGGAUAUUAAAUGGGAGGAUUUUCGUCUAGUGAACUUCAACUACUUGCCAUUCUCAGUUCUGUACAACAUUUCCAAGCGACCAAGACGCCGACAUUAUCUCGUUCAUGGCACAACUGGCGGGCCGCCAGCCACUGCGGCUUGUUGGCUGUCUAGGCUUGCGGACGAAAAGGUUUGGUGA